AUGUACAAAUGGUAUCAUAUGGUUGAAUUCCAAAUACUCAUUAAUGCCUAGGUAAUGUCACCAGUUUACUUCGUAUAAGAAUGAGUAUUUAUCAACCUCGGCUGAGGACAUUAAAACCCACUCUCGGUUCAAUUGCUAUAAGUAAACCACCAUCAAGACAAACAUUCUUUGUCACACAAGUUCCACGACGUCACCAAGAGUUAAUAUCUAGAGGUUAUCUAACAAUAGCCAACACUAAACACAAUAAUACAUUCCGCUUAAGCACUCAUAAGAUCCCAUACCCACAAACGAGAAUACAACCAGGACAAACACAACUCACACGUUCUCUCACCAUGUCUUCCAAACUAGUCCCCUCCAACCCGAGCGAGGUAGCCGUCAUCCGGAACAUCACGCCUAACAUCGUGACCGUCUCCGUACCAUUCGCACGAGUCGGCAUCUUCCGCAUCGGCGGUCGCGGCACCAUAAUACGCCUCACCUCCGGCACCCUAGCAGUCUACUCCCCCGUAGCCCUGACCCCCGAGACGCAAGCCAAAGUCGCCGAGCUAGGCGGCCGCGUCGGGUACAUCAUCGCGGGGGACAUGGAGCACCACAUAUUCCUGUCCGAGUGGGCGCGCGCAUAUCCCGACGCCAAACUUCUCGGACCCAAGGGUCUGCAGGAGAAGCGCGAGAAAGUAAAGGACGACCCGCGCAUCGGACACGAACCCUUUGCUUUCACGUGGGACGCGUCGAAUAAGCGCGACGCCGCUGGCGUCAGCGACGAGUUCGCAGCAGACUUCGAGGUCGAGUUUGUAGACGCGCACCCGAACAAGGAAGUCGUGCUAUUCUACAAGCCAGACCGCGCGCUAAUACAAGCGGACUUGCUAUUCAACCUCCCCGCCAUCGAGCAGUACUCACGGGUUCCCGAGGCGGAGAAGAGUUCGCACGGCUUAUUAAAUCGGAUGUUCGUAUCUGUCAACAGCACGGCGGGGGAAGCAAAGGGGCUAAAGCGGGUCCUAUGGUACAUGCUCAGCAACGCGGGGGGAGAUCGCGCGGGCUUCAACGAGAGCGUGCGGAGGAUCGCCGCCUGGGAACCCGAAAUCAUUGUGCCGUGCCACGGGGAGACUGUGGAGAAGAAUGGCGGGGAGCUGUUUAGGAAGGUGUUCGACUGGCAUCUGCAAGGUCAUAAGUGAGUGAGUGAGACUGCAGCUAAAUGCUGGUGGCUGCUGAUCACAGGAAUUGCUGGUGAAACAUGGCGGUUGGAGCUGAGUCGCCACUCUGGGGGUCUAUAGUAUAUUGGCGUAUGAGGUGAGAUAUGUUCAAGAUAAUACCAGUGUAUGUAUGAAGUAUGUAUGUAUAUUUGUUAAGAUUGGGUAACCUAAUGCGAAUCAUGUUCACGCGUA
Daldinia loculata is the source of this 1379-nucleotide messenger RNA. RefSeq lists its product as uncharacterized. Lineage: Eukaryota; Fungi; Ascomycota; Sordariomycetes; Xylariales; Hypoxylaceae. The transcript is spliced from 2 exons. The coding region runs from base 81 to 1169 and encodes 362 amino acids. The record is from RefSeq and is a predicted model, not a curated record.